CCACCCAGUUCAUGACGCCAAGACCACGAAGGCCCACCCAGUUCAUGACCCGCGGAGCGCGUGGUACAUUAGGGGCGCGCGAGCUUUUGGUGCUUCUUGUGCGGUUUGCUUCGUCUAUGUCUUUCCUAAUGAGGAAAGGCGUACUUAACAACCGGAGGCAGAAGCGCCAAGAGUUAUGCGAUUCUUCUAACUACAAACAAAAGUGCAGCAAUCUCUUCCAGGAAGGCGAUCAGCAAAACAAGCCGCGAUUUGUGGUGCUGAUGCCAUUCGUGCGCACAAAACAACCAGCAGAAGGCCUGGACGAUGACAACCAGGAGUCUGGUGAUGAGGAUGAGCAUGAGGCUGGUGGUGAGAAGAGGAAGAUGGUUGUCUUUGGUGCUGCGGCUGCUGGAACUAAAAUUAAAGUUAAGGCGUAACCUAAUUCAUCCUUGGGUGAUUCACCCGGAAGCAUCCCCGGGAGGCUUCUCAAGUAGAGGGGGACGCGCCUAGGAUGCGCUUCGGGAUGAAUUAAGGCAAGCUCCAAGAGCAGCAAAAAGGCGAAAAAGAAGUAGACGAAAGGAGAACCAGCAGAAAGAGACGAACGCACCUGGUGGAAGUGGGACUUGUGGUAGGGGGGUGGUGGGCGGGUGUUGUGGAACAAAAUGAUUAGGAAAGUACUUUUCUGGUAGUGUCUCUAUUAGUUUGUCGGUGUUGACCGUGCAUCUACAUGAUAGGGACGAACUUUGGUGCAUUUGUAGAAUCAGAUCGGUGGCUCAUAGGCUUCGCCUGAGUUUCCUUACCGAAAAGUUCGCUGCGUUUGUAAUUGCAGCCAUUAGCAUAAUGAGAACGACGAAUUCAUAUUCAAAUAUCAUUCUUUCAGUACGAUGAUGAUCAAUCCAACCACAUAGCAGGUGCCCACUUCUAUAAACUUGAAAGGAGUAGGGGGCCACAUUAUGAGCCACGGCAUAUUAUGGGCCGCUUUAUGUUUAUCGUUAUUAGGAACGUUGUUGAUAUCAGUCCUAGUCAUUUUAAUUUUAUUUGAGGUAUUUACUUAUCGAUUCAUAUCCACACAUCGCAGAACGCUGAGCCUCUUGCUAAUAAUUAUAAUUUCAGUUGAAGGCUUUCCAUAAUGAAGAAGAACCACGCUCAGACUAAUUUGCUGGGCAUAUUAUUUCUAGCAUAACGAACUACAACUAGCACUAGAAUCGUGGGGGGUGUGUCUAUAUUAAUAUUCUCCAGCUAUUUCGUUCACAAUGUGACCGCCGCGUGCGCGUCUUCAUCUUCCUGGUCGCAGAUCUACCCCUGGUGGCAGAUCAAGGGGCUGCCGCUCUUUUCAUAUAAGUGGCAAGCUCCUUGCUGGUCGCCAUUUGAUAAGAAUCAGAAUCAACUUGAAGAUAAGUAAGGAGUUUAUACGGAAGUCCGACCAUAUAAAGAAUUGUUAGCAAUUAUUUUCCUCCAAGUCAUGUGCAUGGUAUAAAAAAAAGCUAGACGACUAAGCAAAAUCGCGGAACACGUGGAAAAUUUUUGGAUUUACUUAAUUAUUUGGGUCGUAACUUGCUUGCUGAUGAUGAUGCUGCUAGUGUUUUGCAUCUACACCGCAUCCGCAGCACUAAAAGAAGCAGCUUCGUUUUCUUGAUGAGAAUGUAGGUAGAAAAGAAUAAGAUGGCCAUCCUUAUCAAUUCGAUGGCGAUAGACAUUGACAUAGAGAUCAUCACCAACAGACACGAUUGCAGUUUUUUCAAGAUUCAGGGUUAAGGGCCGCGGUGGUCCUCCAUAGUUAUCACGACAAGAAAACUCGAGAAGGCACCUAUUGAAUAUUAUAGAAGUGCAAGCUUAUAGCUAUAGCUAUACCUGCGUAGCUGCCUUACCGGUGGUCUCGUUCUCGGCCCUUUUGUCGAGGCAGGUUGUCGCUUCGAUCUUCCUUCCAUGUAAGUAGUUUUGCGGGUUUGUAUUUUCAUUCAUAGGGGUAAAGAAGUUGAACUACACAGCGUAACCAAACACACGGGGUCGCGAGUUUUUUUUGUACAAUGAAAAUAAUUAUAGAACGCAUCGGAGGCGCGCCCUCAUGACUUUGGCUCGGUCUUUAGGUAUGGCUUUGGCUUGGUCUUAAGAACUAGGACGGAAUGCGUCCAAAGUAAGAACUAGUACUGAACUGCACUGCCAUCGUGUUAGUUUGGGUCAGUAUUUUCGUCUAGUGUGUGCAGCUGAACUAAAUCGAUAUCUCUAGGGUUCUGGUAGAAUUGACAUAGAGAAAGCUGGCGCUCGUAAUGCACCACGAUGGGUAAACCAUGCUACUGGCCACGCACUACAUUCAUUCCUUCGAAAAAGAUGAUGAAGAUUGAAACACGACAGAACUCACCGAGAUUAUAUACUAUUUAAAGUGACCUGAUGCCGAUGCGGAAAGCGAAAGUAAAAACCAAAGAAACUAAGACUAACAAACUCGCAGGUCUACUUAUCAUUGUUUCACAAAUAGAAUUCACUCGGG
Amoebophrya sp. A25 is the source of this 2464-nucleotide messenger RNA. The record is from the annotation of a GenBank genome assembly. NCBI's taxonomy places the organism in Eukaryota, Dinophyceae, Syndiniales, Amoebophryaceae.